AUGUUCUCUAUUAUCCGCUUGUUCCUCAAUACUGCAGUGGCACUUGCAUUGUCGAAGGCCGUAUCCGAGAAAAUGCACGUCGCAUUGCUGCUUUUGAGCAGUGCGUGCGCCGUCGCAUUCGCCACUAUAGAGGACGACCCGACUGACAUCAUCCAAGAAACGUUACGGUACCUGCUCGACUUCUCAGAGGUUCCAAAUGCCAACACUACAACGCCAACAUUUCGUGCAUCUCAUCGCAUAGCCUCAACGAUGCAUUCCAUCUACGAGACAUUCGUCGAGGACGACGGUUCAGAUGAUGGAAAUGUAGUUCGGGCAAUUGAUCCCGCACUCGGAAAGCUAGACGGCCACGAAGUGUUGAUCUUCGAUAUUACUGGUUUAGGCAAAGAACAGAUUAUGCGAGGCGAACUGCACUUCUACUUGCGACGUCGUGACGCGACGAAAUCGGGUCGUGCGCGGCAGCUUCGGGCGAAAUCACUGUGUGUCAAUGAGUACUGUACUGAAAAUCAACAAUUAGAAACAAUAAAGGUGUCCCCCGAUAAAGUGAUCUGGGAUGCAACCAAGCCACUUGCAGAGGCGAACGCAUUGGAUGUAACCCAACUGGUUGUGAGGAUUUCUCGUCGCGACAUCAGAAUGCGACGUUAUGUGGAGCUGGUGAAGAAAUGCUCCCCAUUCCUGGUAGUUUACUCUAAAGCCGAUAACACCAUCGACACCAACACAAUCAAGAGCCGUGUGGAUGGCACGAGACGGAAAAGAAGAGAACUGGGCUACUUCUCAUACAACGCUGUGGAGUCAACUUCCGAAGCUGUACCGACAAGUACGGAACGGCUUACCGAUGGUCUACGGACGUUCAGAAGACACUCCAAGGGGAAGGGCCCACCGUCGAGAAGAAAGAAGGUCCGAGGAAAUCGUAUAAAAUCUCCUGAAGAUGACAUAUGGCAUGGAUUCGGCGAUGAUGCACCUGAUGAAGAGGAAAAAGAAAAAAGUGUCGAAAAGUCAAAUGACGUACGGGUUGUA
Messenger RNA from Haemonchus placei, 1014 nucleotides. Lineage: Eukaryota; Metazoa; Nematoda; Chromadorea; Rhabditida; Trichostrongylidae. The record is from the annotation of a GenBank genome assembly.